This is a messenger RNA of Myxozyma melibiosi, 2855 nucleotides long. Its product is annotated as rab-GTPase-TBC domain-containing protein. Bases 137 to 2743 code for a protein of 868 amino acids. Lineage: Eukaryota; Fungi; Ascomycota; Lipomycetes; Lipomycetales; Lipomycetaceae. The record is from RefSeq and is a predicted model, not a curated record. The transcript is spliced from 4 exons.
CUUUGUCUCUUUGUCUUUUGCUGUUCUUCUUCUUGUUGUUUGUUGGAUUUGCUAUUACAUUCGUUAUUGUAUUUGCUGUUGUAUUCUUAUUGUCAUUCUCUUCUCUUCUCUUGCUCGACCAUCUGCAUAUCUCACAAUGGAGGCGCGCUCCGAGGUCUCCUCCGUCUGCUCCUUCGCUGAAGACACCGUCUCCUCCCCCUCGACCGCCCACUCCUCCGUCUCUGAGACCUUCGUCCAGGACCUCGACUGGAAAGAACUCGAACAGUCUGAAUCAGAAUGCGCUUCCGACUCAAACAUCGCCUUCCUCCUCGCGCGUCUCGACCGUGAGAACGCCCGAUUCGAACGCGACCCUAAAGCGCCCCUAUCGUCACUCCCUGCUGCAUCCACCACCACCAUCACCUCCUCCUCCUCCUCAACUACUCCUUCCUCCACUCAUCACAGACACUCGCGACCCGUCAGCGUCGAUCAGCUUCGCAAAAUCGUCGAAUCCAACGACUCGCUCUGUGUCUCAAUGGUCGGCGCUCCUCCGCCCCUGACCGAUCUAGAGUUUUGGACAGCCCUCGUCGCUGACUACCCCACAACCGCCUCCCGACUUCCCUGCUUGCUUUCAAAGAAGUCCCUCUUCAACUCCCUCGCCGCCGAGCCCUCGCCCUACGACAAAGUCAUCUUCCGCGACCUACACCGCACCUUCCCCGAAGUCGAGAUGUUUCGCGAACGCGGCGGCCCCGGCCAGCAGAUGCUCGGCCAGGUCCUACGCGCCUUCUCCGUCUAUGACAUGCAGGUCGGAUACUGCCAGGGCCUCGCCUUCCUCGUCGGUCCUCUCCUCAUGCACAUGGACGAGCGCGCCGCGUUUUGUGUUCUCGUUCGUCUGAUGGAGGAGUACGACCUGCGCACAAUGUUCACCGCCGACAUGGCCGGUCUUCAUCUUCGCAUAUUCCAAUUCAGCCGUCUGCUCGAACGCUUCGUCCCGGCACUUGGCGUGCAAAACAUCUACGCCACGCAGUGGUUUCUUUCCUUCUUUGCCGUCACUUGCCCGCUCAGUAUGCUCCUGCGCAUCUACGACGUCAUCUUCGCCGAGGGCGCGCUCGAGACCCUCAUGCGCGUCUCGAUCGCAAUCAUGCAGGCGAACGAGAGCACAUUACUCAGUCUCAAAGAAGAAGACGAGGUCCUUGCGUUUCUGCUUGGGCGGAAUCUCUGGAGCGUGUACGACGCCGACGACGAGCGUCUGAUUUCCGACGCCAUGGCGCUCACCACCGUCGCAACCCGCCAAGUCCUCGAAGAACUAGAGCAAGAGUACAACGUCAGCCGCGUAAGCUCCUCCUAUUCUAACGGCGCGUCAUCUUCAAUCUCGUCAUCCUCCGACUCCAAAGCGGCCGCGACAACAGACUUGCACGCGGCAGCAACCCGCUUCCUAGGUCGUAUCUGGUCCACAUACUCUGCGCCGUCGUCAACCAGCGCGCGCAGCGUGCGCCGCCAGUCCUCGCGCUCGUCGCUCACGUCGUCUGUGGCGCAGUCGGAAUACAGCACAAACACAGACGCCGACAACAACUCGCAGUUCUUCUUUGACGACGAACCGCAUAAAGCCGAUCCGGAGCUGCACCGGCAGAUCGAGGACCUCGUCAUCGCGCUGAGCACGUUGCAGCGCCAGCACGCGUCCGUGGUCGAGGAGCUGGAGGCUGAGAAGCGCGCGCGGGCGGAAGACCGCGUGGCCACCGCCGAAGAAGACGAGGCAGUCCAGCGCGAGCUCGAGUACGUGCAAGAGAAAUUCAGCACGGCGCCGGAGAACCUGGAGCGGGUGACGACGUUCAAGGACCUAGCGCGACAGAUUGACGACGCGCGCGCAGAGACCGAGUUUGAGCGCGAACGGGUCUCGUUCUUGAAACGCGACCUGGACUGUAAAUGCUCGGAAGUGCGCGAUCUCAAGGAUCAAUUGUUUGAGAUUAGGAACCGGUACCAGGAUUCGCAGCGCGAAAAGGCAAAGUACGAGCGUAUGCUGAACGAGGUUCGGCAGCGCAGCGUGAUCGUGCCAGCGGCUUCCCCGAGAGAGGACGAGUACGAGUACUACGACCCCCCUUCGCCCGGUGUCGGAAGUCCAAGCCCGUCUCUAUCCGUCAGCAAAAACGCUUCUUCUUCCGCAAUGUCACCAACCACCUCCUCCUCAUCAACAUCCUCAUCAACAUCAUCGUCCUCGUCGACAGGUCUGCGAGAGCUCCGACUAGGCCGGCAAAACCAGACGCAGAUCCGCUCGCCGCAGCUGCAACCCCACGCGACAUUCAGCAAACGCAGUAGCUCGCUGUUCACUUCUGAAGACAUCGCCGCCGCUCUGCAGUCUCCCAACACUACCCCAAAACUGAGCUCAUUCGCGACUUUCCAAUCACCGCAGGUGACCCAGCAGCACACUUUCACCGCCGCUGAGCCAACAACAGCAACAACAGCAACAAUCAAGCAAUGCGAACAAUGCGAAUCCCUCAAACUCGAGCUCGUGACUGCGAAAACUAGCGAGGUCAUUGCGCGCCAGGAAUGCGAAGAAACCAAAAACAAGCUCGAAAAGCUGAAACGCAGCUUCAGCUCCGCAGGCGUCACACCCUCCUCCUCCUCCUCCUCCUCGUCGGGUAUUGUCGCCGGCGCAGGCCAGAACAUUGCCGCGCCGAGGAUUAGUCCGCAGCGGACGACGCCGCCGGCGGGGGUGAGUGGCGGAGAGAGUUCGUGGCCGAAGAUUGGCAAGUUUGCGUGGAGUCGUUAGGAAAAUGAUUUGUGUCUAGAUCUAUGUGAUGAUAUUAUAAUUUUGUGACUAAUAGAGAUAACUAUUAUUUUUGUAACAAUGCAUUUUAUUAGAAUAAUUAUGAAUUAGGAUG